UCCCAGCUCCAAAUGUGAGUGCACCUGAUGCGAUCCGCCAGCCAGCUCGUUGCUGCAUUCGCUUCUCUGCGCAAUGCGGCGUCGAAAGCGACAUCGAGCAAUGGUGUUGUAGCACUGAGCUCACAUGGUUGCAGCCUGUGGACGCGGCUGCUCUCGUCGCGCACGCCACGCCGCGGCGAGCCCGAUUCCAUCCCAUACAUCACCACAGACUUGUUCGGGCGCCCGGCGGUAGUCCAUCCGGCAUCGCGAGGAGGUUCUAGUGUGCAUGGUGGGUCAAAGGCGCCCGCACCUGACGCCGAAGUCGUUGACGGUGCAGAGGGCGGUCGCCGAGGGCGCCGGACGAAGCGGCUCGGGCUGCCCCCGGCCAAGAAGGAGGAGUCGCCAGCGCUGCACGGCGAGCCGCCUGCGGCCUCGGGGUCCACGAGGACACGUUCCGGGCGCUCUAGCAGCGCAGCUGAGGUGCCAUGGCUGGACGCGGGGGCUGAGGCGGUCGCAACCGGCGGGCCGGCACAGCACCAGACACACGACAGCGCACGCCGCGGCGCCGCCGCCGGCACAGGCCGCAGCACCGGGCGCAGCGACCGGGGGCAGUCUGCAUCAGGCACAGAGCCGAGCGACACAACAGCGGACCAGAUGGUUGCACAGCCCAGGAAGAAGGCACGCACCUGGGAGGAGCCGCAUGAGCACGGGCCGCCUAUCCCUGAUCACGCGGCCGGCCAUGACAGGCGGGCUAGGGACAGGGACAGGGGCCGCAGGGCGGCGGGCGGCGCGGCGGGGGCGCCUGACCCAGACCGCCGCCUCACGCUGGCCCUUAAGCAGGCAGAGUCGCUUCGCGCGCUGGACGCCCUUCUGUCCCCACCAGCACCGCCCAGACCUGGGCGGGCCUCGGGCUCGGCUGGGGCGCCUGCUGGUGCGGCCCGCGGCCGUGCAGGUGGCAAAGCGGGGGCUCCAGCGGCAGCGGCAGUAACAGUAACAGCAACAGCGGCAGUAACAGCGACAGCGACAGCGGCCCUAUCGGCGCCCAACUUUAUUCACUUUGCGGCGGCGGCGCGGCAGGCGGCGCUGCUGGGCUGCCAGUCCGCACCGCAGGCGGCACGCAGUCUACUGGACCGGCACUCCCAGCGCUUCGCCGAAGCAUACCUGCAGCAGCAACAGCAACAGCAGCAGCAGCAACAGCAGGAGCGACAGCUGCAGCAGGAUUGGGAGCGACAAGAGCUGAAGCAGAGCCGCAAGGAGGCGGGGGCGGGCGGGGCAGCUGGGGAAGCUGAGGCGGGCGCGGGUGGCGGCGUGGCUGCGGCUGGCGGGGCACACACACCGUCCUCGGAGACCGACGUCCUGCCGUUGCGGGAGCUGGGGGACGUGCUGUGGGCGUACGGCAGGCUGAGGGCGCCGCCGCCAGAGCAGCUGUGGGCUGGCGUGGUGCGCCCGCUGCUGCUGCAGCCGGAGGCACUGCGCCAGCUGCAAGACCCAGCCGCCGCCGCCACCACCACCAGCGCCGGGUAUGGUGCCGCCUCGCGAUCAGAGGAGGAGGGGGAGAGGGAGAGCUUGGAGACCUGGCACAACGACAGCAGCAACGGCGGUAGGGGCGGGAGGAAGGAGGGCCUCGGUGCCGGCGGCGCCAAGGCGUCCUCGGGAGGGGUAGGGGCGGGCGCGGACCUGACAAAGCUGACGGUUGCGAUGGCGCGCAUGGGCGUGCAGGACGCCGAGGUGUGGCGGCUGCUGGCGCGGGCCGCCGCCGCCAGCGCGCCGGCGCUGCCGCCACGCGCGCUUACGUCCGUGCUGUGGGCCUUCGGCUCCGCGCGCAUGAGUCACAGCGGCAUGUUGGCGGCAGCCACGGCGGCGCUGGCCGUGGGCGGCGGUGCCAGCAGCGGCGGCGGCCGCGGUAAUGGUAACGGUGGCAGAGGCAGCGGUGGAGAUGGAGGUGGUCUGGCCCGCUUUACUGGGCAGGACCUCACGUGUGCCAUGUGGGCGUUGGCGCGGCUGGCGCCGCCGGCGGCAGCAAUGAGCGGUGGACCGGGGGCGGGCGGGGCGGUGUCGGCCCGCGCGGCGGCGGUGGCGGGCGAGGCUCGGGCGCUGCUGUACGGGCCGCUGAGUGACGAGGUGCGGCGGCGGCUGUCGCUGGGCAGUUUGAAGCCGGCGGAGCUGGUGAUGGCACUUGCGGCAUUGGGUGAGAUGGCAGCCCACCAGCAGGCACGGCAGCAGCAGCAGCAGCAGCAGCAGGCAGUAAAGCAGCAACAGCCGGAAAAGCAGCUGAAGAAUAAGUUGCAGCAUGCCGGAAGGCAGGAAGGUGAAGCUGGAUGGAAGCCGGCGACCACGGCUGAGCGGGUGCCUGCCGUGAGCCCGCGACUGCUGCGGGUGGUGAGUCAGGGCGUGCGCAAGAGCCUGGCCUCUCUGCCGGCGGGCACGCUGGCGGAGGCGGCACACACGUUCGCGGCUCUGGGCGUGGCCGACACGGGUCUGUACCGCGCCUUGGCGGCCGGCAUGGCGGCUCGGCUGCGGCACAUGCAGCCGCGGCAGCUGGCGGCGGCGGCGGCGGCGCUGGACCGGGCGGGGCAGCUGGAUGCCGCCUUCCUGGCUCAGGUGCUGGGCGUUGCCGCGGGGCGGCUGGGCGAGCUCCGGACGCGCGACGUCUUGUUGCUGGUCGACCUGUGCACCCAGUAUCUGCCCGCGCCAGAGCCGCAGCCGCAGCUGCUGUCGGCGGCGGCGCCAAUGGGCGGUGCGCCGGCGCCGUCCGCGGCGGCCGCUGCGCAGGAGCCCGCGGGCGCCAGUGCCGCAGACGCCACGACAGCAGCUGCGCGCCUCAGCUCUCACGCCGCGCGGGCCUUUCUGGAGGCGGCCAUUCGCUGGUAUGCGGACCCUGACGCGCUCACCGGGCGUAACAGCAGCAGCAGUAGCAGCAGCAGCAGCAGUAGCAGCGGCGGCAGCAGCAGCAGCAGCAACACCAGCAAGAGCGAUGGAGUUGGCGCCGGCGCCGGUGUCGUGGACGCGGCUGGCUGGAUGGAGGCUGCGCCGGGCGACCAGCAGGGGGGCGGGGGCCUGCUGCCUCCGGGGCUGCCGGACUCAUGCGGCCGCGACAGCCGACCACCGCCAGAGCCCCUGCGGCUGCGGCAGUGGCAGCAGUUGCUGCGCGCGGCCUUCGCCGCCGGCUGGCCCGCCGGUGAUCCUGCUGCAGCAGCGGCGGAGCCUUCAGCUGCUUCAGCUGCUACAGCUGCAGGCAGUGUGGGAGGUGCGGGAGGUGCGGGCUGGGGCUGGGGUGGGGCGCCCACGGGGCCGCUGCCGGACCGUGUGCUAGGCGUCUUGCUGCGGGAGCUGCAGCGCCUGAGGCGGUCCUGGCUGGAGCGGCUGCGGCAGCGGGUGCAGGAGCAGCAGGGGCUGCAGGGGCUGCAGUAUGACGGAGGCGGAGGCGGAGGAGGCGGAGGCGGAGGAGGCGAGGAUGGGGAGGAGCAGCCGGUGGUGGAGGUUGCGGCAGGGCGGGAGUGGGGGAGAGGAGGUGGCGGCGCGGCUGGUAAUGUGCUAGGCAGUGGCGAUGAGGAGCGAUGGGAGGCCGGCACGGGGCGCGCGGUGGUGGUGGUCACCGACACAACGGCGGACGUAGUGGCGUGGCUGCUGCCGGCGGCGGUGGCCAUGGGCCGGACGGGGCGGGUGGACGCGGUCGGUGCGGUGGCGGCGGCGCUGAUGGAGGCCUCGCGCACUGUGGCGGAGGCGGCAGCGGAGGCAGCGCGGCAGCGGCAGUCGGAGGCGGCGGCGCCGCCGGGUGACGCAGACGGCGGCGGUGGCACGGGCUCGGCCGAAGGCGAGCGCGCUGCGCAGCACGGUGGGCGUGGCGUGGGCCUGGGUGCUGACGCGGGCGUGAGGCGUGGGCUGCAGGCGCGACUUGGGCUGCUGUCGGAGGCAGCAGUGCUGCGGCUGUCGCCUGUGGCGGCGGCGGAGCUGGAGGCGGCUCUGUGCCGGUUUGAGCCGGUGCUGGGGUCGAUGGCACACCGCACUGCGCGCGCGGCGGUGGCGGUGCUGCGGCAGCGGCUGCAGCUGGGUUUGCGGAGUGCUGGCGGGCAGGAGCAGUAGCGUGGUGUAGCGGUGCAAGGGAGCGAGUAGCAGUAGUGGGGGUAGUAGCUACUGCUGACUGAAGGGCAACGAGGUUGCAGUGCACGUGUCGUGUGGGUACGCGAUGACUACCGUAUGCGUGUAGCGGAUGGGCGGGUGUGGGGGUUGUAAAUACCAGCCCAA
Messenger RNA from Chlamydomonas reinhardtii, 4224 nucleotides. RefSeq lists its product as uncharacterized. The coding region runs from base 28 to 4062 and encodes 1344 amino acids. The transcript has 2 exons. Lineage: Eukaryota; Viridiplantae; Chlorophyta; Chlorophyceae; Chlamydomonadales; Chlamydomonadaceae. The record is from RefSeq and is a predicted model, not a curated record.